AUGGCAAGCAUAUUGAAGAAUGUAUUUAUGAUACUGUUUGCUGGAGAAUUCAUAAUGGGGAUUCUGGGAAAUGGAUUCAUUAUAUUGGUUAACCGUAUUGACUGGAUCAGGAACUGGAAAUUCUUCGUAAUUGACUUUAUUAGUACCUGCCUAGCUAUUUCCAGAAUAGUUCUGUUGUGCAUAAUAAUUUUAGGCAUAGGUGUAGAUGUACCUUGUGAAGAAAUAUGGAACAAGAAAAAUCAACUAAUAAGUUUUGAAAUCCUCUGGACAGGAUCCAAUUAUUUCUGCACAACCUGUACCACCUGCCUCAGUGUCUUCUAUUUCUUCAAGAUAGCCAACUUUUCCAACCCUAUUUUCCUCUGGCUAAAAUGGAGAAUUCACAAAGUGCUUCUCAUUAUUGUACUGGCUGCAGUCUUCUCUUUCUGCUUGUCUCUUCCCUUUAAGGAUACAGUGUUUAUGAGUCUGAUCAAAAGCAAGGUAAACGCGGAAAGAAAUCGGACAGUGAGUUUCACAAUGAGAACAUAUGAGUUAUUUUUGUCUCAUAUGCUCCUGAACAUAAUGUUCAUCAUCCCCUUUGCAGUGUCUCUGGCUUCCUUUGUCCUUUUGAUCCGUUCCUUAUGGAGCCACACCAGGCAGGUGAAGGACAGAGGUGGGGAUCCUAUCACAAAAGUUCACGUGAGAGCCAUGAAGUCUAUGAUUUCAUUCCUACUCUUCUUCUUUAUGUACUAUUUGAGCACUAUUAUGAUGAAUUUGGCCUAUGUCAUCCUAGAUAGUUUGGUGACAAAGAUUUUUGCUAAUACACUAGUAUUUUUAUAUCCAUCUGGCCAUACAUUUCUUCUGAUUUUAUGGACCAGCAAAUUGAAACAGGCUUCUCUCUGUGUCCUGAAGAAGCUGAAGUGCCUGCAUCUAAGGAAACCCACACACCCAUAAAACAUGCCUGAAAUGACUGCGAUUUUGUCAAGAGUGAAGAUAAUGAA
This is a messenger RNA of Panthera uncia (snow leopard), 977 nucleotides long. Its product is annotated as taste receptor type 2 member 8-like. NCBI's taxonomy places the organism in Eukaryota, Metazoa, Chordata, Mammalia, Carnivora, Felidae. The coding region runs from base 1 to 930 and encodes 309 amino acids. Gene Ontology annotation, biological process: G protein-coupled receptor signaling pathway; sensory perception of taste; detection of chemical stimulus involved in sensory perception of bitter taste. Gene Ontology annotation, molecular function: bitter taste receptor activity; G protein-coupled receptor activity. The record is from RefSeq and is a predicted model, not a curated record. The transcript has a single exon. Gene Ontology annotation, cellular component: membrane.